This is a messenger RNA of Priapulus caudatus, 4200 nucleotides long. RefSeq names its product tetratricopeptide repeat protein 37-like. The coding region runs from base 106 to 4035 and encodes 1309 amino acids. The record is from RefSeq and is a predicted model, not a curated record. Gene Ontology annotation, cellular component: Ski complex. NCBI's taxonomy places the organism in Eukaryota, Metazoa, Priapulida, Priapulimorpha, Priapulimorphida, Priapulidae. Gene Ontology annotation, molecular function: protein binding. The transcript has 26 exons.
CCCCUCAUGCCAAAGAAGUUGGUAGAUUUGGCAUAUUUGGCGUUAUAAUAUAUUAGUAAUAGUAGUGACUAGUCAGUGGCAUAUUUGGCGUUAUAAUAUGAUAUAAUGGACCCAAAAGAGAUAAAGAAUGCAUUAAAAGAUGCACGUGAGGCAAUACGCAUUAAAAACUUUAAAGAGGCUUUGAAGCAUUGCAAGCUAGUCAUCAAAGCAGAUAAGAAUAACUACAAUGCGUGGGUGUUUAUCGGUGUAGCAGCUGCAGAGCUUGACCAGCCAGAGCAAGCUGAAGCUGCUUAUCGGCGAGCUAUCGACAAUGCACCUGAACAGAUCCUUGCAUGGCAGGGCCUGUGUGGAUUUUAUGAGAAAGGUGGUGACACUUACCUGACAAAACUAGUGGAUGUGUAUGGGAAAUUGAAGCAGAUGUACAAUGAAACUGAUAACAGUAAGAUGGCUGCUAUUGAAGACAAAUUAACCCUCUUACACAUAGAGCUUGGAAACAUUAAUGAGGCUAUAAAAACAUGGGAAUGUAUGAAAUUAACAACUCCAAGCAAUAUGGAGGACAGAGUAUCUGGAGUGACAAAGAAACUUGCCCAAUAUCUAGUACAACAGAAAUCACUUUCUGUGGGCCAUUCUGAAUUUUUGUGUCAUUUACUUGAAUACCUACUCAAAAGUUUGGCUGCACCAAGUGAUGACCACAAACAGAUAAAUGAAAGUUUCUUACAGCUCAUUGCCAAUAGUGAUAGCGAGACUGCCAUUGUGAUGAAAGAGUGCAAGAAUAUGUUGAAUAUGUAUCCAGAUGCACAGACUCCUUUGAAAAUCCUUUGCCGGGUCAUUUUAAAGAAAUCUGUAGAAGAGACUAUUGCGAUUGAGGAAGCAGAAUCAGUAGCAGCAAGAUUGGAUAUACUACAGCCGCCAUCUGGACUGAGUGCCAUCAUUAAUGGUGUUAUCAAAAUGAAAAGACAGGACUAUUUGAAUGCACUUGAACUUUUACAAAUAGGUAUUGGACGCUCUGCAGAAUGUAUAGAGGGUUGGCUAUACUUGAGUAAAGUAAACCGCAAGCUCUACCGUGUAGAAGAAGCACAACAAGCUGCUGCAAAAGGAAUACAGCUUGUUCAAGAAGUGCAGACCCGUGAGUGCAAAAAACUGCUACAAGCCCUUAGGUUGGUACUGGCCGAGUCACUUGCUUUGCAACGAGGAGUGCAGCUGAGUAAAGCUGAGGAAAUUUAUACAGAGUGCAUAAAGAUGGAUGGAGCCAAUGCCAAUAUCAAGAUUAAGUUAGGUUAUGUGCUACUACAGCAGGGUAAGGUUGAGCAAGCCAUGGAACUUGGAACGGAGUGCAUGCCUGGCUUACCAGCUCCUGCUCUGGCUCUCAUUGGCUGGGUGCAUUUACAAAAAGAACAGUUAGAAGAAGCCGAACAAAGUGUACAGCAAGCCCUGGAAGAAGAUGAUAACUGUGCUUGGUAUAAUCAUCAAAUGGGUAUUAUACAUUGGAAAAGAAGAGAAGAGAGAAGUGAGAAGAGUUUUGCACUGUUUCUUAAGGCAGCCAAACUUGAUCCAUACUUUUAUGGCAAUUUUCUCUACCUGGGACAUUUUUAUGCUGAAGUGGUAAAAGACUUGAAUAAAGCAAGACGCUGUUAUCAGAAAGCUUAUGACCUGAAUAAGCAGAGUGAAGAUGCUGCCAUUGCUCUGAGUGAUACCUACAGGCGUAGUGGAGAACAUGAAGCCAAUUUGAACUUAUUGAAGGCAGUCACUGGUAAUUUGUCUCCAGUCAACUGCAAGUGGGCAUGGCUAAGACUAGGUCUGGCUUACCUAGACACUGGAAACAGUACUGCAGCCGUCACAUCCUUCCAGGCUGCACUGCGUACAAAUCCCACUGACUUUCAUUGCUGGGAGUGCCUGGGAGAUGCUUAUACAUCGAGAGGCAGUCACACUGCGGCUAUGAAAGCUUAUAGUAGAGCGCUAGAGUUAAGUCCUGACUCUGUCUAUUGUAUGUAUCAGGUGGCGUCUAUCAAGCAGAUUGUUGGCCUCUACGCGGAUGCCAUAUCGGAGUACAAGCUCCUUCUGCAGCAGUUUCCAGACUACGUCCCUGCGAUGAGGGGCUUUGCUGAAGCCAGUCUCCUGCAGGCGCGAGCGUGGCUGCAGCAGUACUUUCAUGGCAGGGUACUGCGUGUGUGUCAGGACAUCAUUGACGUGCUCACCAUGGCUGUCAACCUGAAGCCGGGCUUCAGUUGUCUGUGGAAACUGAUGGCGGAUGCCUGCAUGCUUAUGCGACAGUUACCAGCAGAUGUCGUCGAUGUUGUCGUGCCAGCUCAGCUGCUGCGCGCCGGUGACAGCAAGUUGGGCCAGACACUCUCUGUGGGAAAAGCCGACAUCUUGUCGCUUGCCUCGAAGUGCUACGGCAGGGCACUGAGAUUGCUCCCUGAUUGCUGCAGCCUAUGGCAGGAUCUGGGCACCAGCUAUUAUUAUAGGAUGGCAUGUACGAUGGAUAGUACCCAGAAGACGGAACUGGGCUGUAAGGCAUUGCAGUCACUAAAAAAAGCAGUAACAAUAUCACCACAGGACUAUAGGCUCUGGUCUGCUCUCGGUGUUAUUGCAGCAUGUCAAGAGAUAUCGAAUCCACGUUUGGCACAGCAUGCUUUCAUAAAAUCAAUCGAUGCCGAGAAAAACAAUGUUAUUGCAUGGACAAACCUCGGCGCCCUCUAUCUCAUACACGAGAACUGUGAACUAGCACACGAAGCAUUCAAGGUGGCUCAAGCACUAGAUCCGUCCUAUGUGUAUUGCUGGGUUGGACAAGCCAUGAUUGCAGAGUGUGUGGGUAAUGAAGAAGCCAUGGACCUGUUUCGCCACACUACCGAACUCUGCAUGAAUAUGGAAGGCGCCAUAGGCUAUGCAAACUGGGUUUGCAAAAUGCUGCAGGGCAUGUCCUCGAAGAAAGCCGAAUCCUUUCACUAUUCAAAUAAACAGCUACCAGGUAUUCUUGGUGCUUGUGAUGCCAUGGCAAAGUACACUGAUCGAAACCGAGGCAACUCGUUAGCAUAUAUCAUGUAUGGCCUGCUGCUGGAACACCUUGGAUUGUACACGGAAGCCAGCAGGGCAUUCAGUAGGGCCGCACAAUUGUUAGAGGAGAGCAGUGAGCACCAGGCCAAAGUACGACUCAACCUCGCCCGAAUACUAUGCAAACUGGGGCGAUAUGUAGAUGCAGUGCAGCUCUAUCAGACUGUGACGGGGCAAGCAGACUUCGAAAGCAUCUGUGGCAUGGGACUUGCUCUAUACCAGGCGAGCAUGAUGAAGGAGAGUUAUCAAGCUUAUGAAAAAGGAUUACAGAUCUGCCCAGAAGAUGACAAGUCACACGUUCUGGUUGCCAUGGCAUUGGUAGCCUACAAAUUUAAUGACAUUGCUGGAGCAAAGUCCGUUCUUUUCAAAAGCUCCCUCUGUCAGCCAGUGUCUACGAUGGGCCUACUAGCCCUCUGUGCACUCGGUUGUCUGCAGCGGGAUGAUACACUGGCUCAGGCUGCCUUACACGAGCUGCACAAACACAGGCAGGACGUUUCCCAUGUCGCUGAUAUUACAACACUGCUGGCCAGUCUAGGCACACUCCUGGGCAGGCCGGAAAUGGCAGUACGUGAGGCUAGUAAGCACGUACAUGCUCACCCACACUUGGAAUCCCUUUGGUUUCUCCUGGGUGAAGCCCUGCUAAAGUGCUCUGCCGCCUCAGAGCGCAGCUUCCUGUGCGCACAGAAGGCACUCCACCUAUCUGACGGGACAUCACAGAUGUCACAGCUACUGGCCAGCUUGUGUGGCUUGGCUGCUGGGAACUAUAAAGCUGCUCUACAGUACGCCCAGAGGGCUGUUCACCAAAACCCAGGUGGGACCACGACCUGGACAAGUCUAUUGGCUUGCUGCAUUGCUGUCAGUCGCUCUGGUAGUGGGAAGAACUUUAGCCAUUUCGAAUUGUGCCUAAAAAAUCACAUCCUCAACACACUGCAAAAUGACAAUUAUGUAUCGAAAAUUCAUGAAUGGGUCAAAUUGUUGAAUUAAUAUAUUAGGGGCAAAGUAUGGGUAAUGUUAUAGCUGUGGUAUUAUAUGCUUAUGCAAGUUUAACCAGAGUAGCCUUGGAUUGCAUCAUUCAGUUUUUGGUGACAAGUAUUGUUUGAAGAAAAGUAAAUAUAAUAAAAAAUGUGCUUUGCUUCUGGACACAUUCAA